Coregonus clupeaformis (lake whitefish) is the source of this 3567-nucleotide messenger RNA. Its product is annotated as exocyst complex component 8-like. Gene Ontology annotation, biological process: Golgi to plasma membrane transport; intracellular protein localization; exocytosis. NCBI's taxonomy places the organism in Eukaryota, Metazoa, Chordata, Actinopteri, Salmoniformes, Salmonidae. Gene Ontology annotation, cellular component: exocyst. The record is from RefSeq and is a predicted model, not a curated record.
UGUUGUUCUAUCUGUGUUUUGGGUGUUAACCUAGUUCCUGUUAGCGCAGCAGCUAAAAAACCCCCAACAUAUUUAUGUAUAUUAAUCAGAAGAAGACACCCAGUAACUUGGGAGAUGGCAGAUCAGGCGAACAGACUGCGCAAGCAGUUAGAAUCAGCUAAUUUCGACCCGCAGAAUUAUGUCCAGCGUCUCUCACAACAAUCUGAUGGCGACAGAGAUUUGCAGGAACAUCGUCAAAAAAUACAGACCCUGGCAGAUGAAACGGCUCAAAACCUGAAGAAAAAUGUCUACAAGAAUUACAGACAGUUCAUCGAAACUGCCAAAGAGAUUUCAUACUUGGAGAGUGAGAUGUACCAACUGAGUCAUAUUUUGACAGAGCAGAAAAGUAUCAUGGAGAGCAUUACCCAGUCUUUGCUCUCAACAGAUAAGGAUGAAACUGCAAAGGAGAUGCUGGCAGCAUUCCCUAAAGACACAGAGGAAGUGAAACAGAGAACACUGACUACACUGCUUGAGAAAGUGGAGGGGUGCAAAAACAUUAUGGACACCCCAGGCAGAUAUUUAGUGUACAAUGGCGACCUGGUUGAAUAUGAUGUGGACAACAUGGCACAACUUCGAAAAGUGCAUGCCUUACUGAUGAAUGACUGCCUUCUCAUUGCCACCUGGUUAGCGAAUCGCUGUGGUACAGUGAAGUACAAAUACAAUGCACUGUAUGAUCUGGAGAGCUUUGCCAUUGUCAACGUGAAGGACCACCCCUCAAUGAAGGACAUGUUCAAAAUCCUGAUGUUCCCCGAAAGCUGCAUAUUUCAGGCAGAGAACAGCAAGAUUAAAAAGGAGUGGCUGGAGAUCCUUAAUGAGACCAAGAAAAACAAAGUGACAAAAGAAGAACACAAGAAGGAAGAGGUAGAGGUUCCCAACUCACGUCCAGACGCCUCGGUUUUGACCAACCCUUUUGACUCAGAGGAGACUGUGGAUCUGAGCUUGGAGUUGAUCCAGGAGCUUUCCGAGGACCUGGACAUGUGCAUUGCCCAGCGGGACUUUGAAGGUGCCGUAGACCUCCCCGACAAGCUGAAUGAGUACCUGAAGGACAAGCCUGUCAAUCUGAGGGUGAAAUACCUCCGGGUGAAGGUGGAUGAGCGUGUCCGACAGCUGACAGAGGUGCUGGUGUUUGAGCUCUCUCCUGACCGUUCCCUCCGCAGGGGACCCAAAGCGAGCUGUCGGGCCAUGUCUCAGUUAAUCCGGCUGGGGCAGCCCACCAAAGCCUGUGAGCUCUUCCUUAAGAACCGAGCCGCUGCUGUGCAGACCACCAUCCGCCAGCUGCGCGUUGAGGGGGCUACUCUGCUCUACAUACACAAGCUUUGCAACAUCUUCUUCACAAGCCUGCUGGAGACUGCCAAAUAAUUUGAGUUUGACUUUGCCGGUAACACAGGCUGCUACUCUGCAUUUGUGGUCUGGUCCCGGUCAUCCAUGAAGACAUUUGUGGAUGCCUUCAGUGGGCAGGUGUUUGACAGCAAGGAGAGCCUCUCCACUGCCGCUGAGUGUGUCAAGGUGGCCAAGGAGCACUGCAAGCAGCUCAGUGAGAUCGGCCUGGACCUCACCUUCACGCUGCAGUCCCUCCUGGUCAAAGACAUCAAGGCAGCCCUGCAGAGCUACAAGGAGAUCAUUAUUGAGGCCACCAAGCACCGCAACUCUGAGGAGAUGUGGAGGAAGAUGAACCUGAUGACUCUGGAGGCUCUGACCAAGCUGAAGGAGGAAAUGCGCAGCUGUGGUAUGAGCAGCUUCAAUCAGUAUACAGGAGACGACUGCUGGGUCAACCUCAGCUACACCAUCGUGGCCUUCACCAAACAGAUGAUGGCUUUUCUGGAGGAGGGGCUGAAGCUCUACUUCCCAGAGCUGCACAUGGUGCUGCUGGAGAGCCUGAGGGAGAUCAUCCUUGUGGCUGUGCAGCACAUUGAUUACAACCUACGGUGUGAACAGGAGGCAGAGAAGAAAGCCUUCAUUCUUCAAAAUGCAGCCUUCCUGCACGAUACUGUACUCCCUGUGGUGGAGAAGAGGUUUGAGGAAGGAGUGGGGAAACCUGCUAAGCAGUUACAAGACUUGAGAAAAAGUGCACGGCCCAUUCGUGUCAAUCCUGAUAGUACUAUGUCUCAGGUCUAGUGGGUGGAUGAUAACCUGGUGUGAACAGCACUUUGAUGACACUGUUGAACUUCAAAUCAUUGGCCAGAAUUUAUUAAAUCGAUGUAUUCUGUCGUAGAGGCUAUUCAGUGAUAAUUCUUUCUGUUUAUUGUGAUGUUGAAGAAAAUGACAUCGAGAUAGUUUGUGAUUUUGAAUUUCCCAUAUUUUUCCUAUGCUUGAUGAUAUAGCAUUACGAAUAGAAGGCUAACUGCAAUAGGAUGACUGAUUCAUGUAUUAACCUAAUGCAUUGACAAUGGUAUUGAUUUGUACAAAUGCGCCUCUGAAAAACACUAUGGUAUCACACAAAUUCUCUCACAAAAUAACAAUUUUGUCCAGUUUACUGAAAAAACUAUUUGUUUAUAUAUGUAUUUAACCAAAUGGUGAAAAAUGAUUUUGACUUUAUAAUAUAGCUUUGGACCUAGGCUUGAGUGUUUAAAAACAAAAAACAGAUCAGGGGAUUUUUUAAAUCUACAAUAUUUGACACUAUAAUAUUUUUAUAUUAUAUUUUUCAUAUCCCCAAUGAAGAUUUUCAGAACAAAGCCUCAAAUAACCCUUUUGUUAUUUCUGAAUAAAAUAGGGGUUUUAUUUUCAAUGUUUUCCAUCAUAACAGAUAACAAAAAAUUAUAACCUUGUAACAUGACAUUGAAUUUCACAUAGAAAAUCUCAUGAUAAUGGAUUAGAUAUUCAAAAUAUUUCAAUGGGUUGAAAUUUGUGACCUGCCUUGAACUCACUCUGAUGAUGGCGGGUUGAAAAACAACUGAGUUUCAGAUAAAAGCCCUUAUCCCUUUGAUUUAUUUUCUUCCUUAUAUUGUUACAUUCCUAGAGAACAUAUAACAUAUAAUUAAUCAAAUAUUCACAAAGGACCCUUGAACUACAAGCAGGGAUUAGGCUAUGGGAGUGAAGCUUGCUUUUGGGGAUAACCUGACCUCACCCCACCCCUUCAAAUCUUCUAACUGCAGUUCUGAGAAAGGUUUCACGUUUGAUUAGUCGUAUGUGUGGGAUACGCACGGUAUACAUCGUCCAACUAAAUGCUUACUAGCACGUUCCUUCUCGACAAUGCAACAACAAUAAGAAAUAAUAAAAGAUAAGAAUACAUACAUAGGUAUAAUACAGGAAGGCACAAUUUAUAGUCCAAUAUUUACACGUGUAUUGGAGAAAGGACACCAAGAGUGCUGAUUUGUCUAGGAUGCUCUUCAGCCACUUGCUGAGUGGUUAAUUUUGACCAAACCAAAUAGACCAUUGAAACUUAUUGUAACAUAAACUCACAUAGUAGGCAAGGUGAUAAAUCAUAUUCUGUGUGAUAAAGCUCUUCAACAGCCAAUUAUCUUCCAUUUGAAAUAACUGCUAUGGAUUUGAUUGACAUUUUUGGGGAGAAAGGAAUUCUGGCAUCCCGGA